Cucurbita pepo subsp. pepo (vegetable marrow) is the source of this 417-nucleotide messenger RNA. The record is from RefSeq and is a predicted model, not a curated record. NCBI's taxonomy places the organism in Eukaryota, Viridiplantae, Streptophyta, Magnoliopsida, Cucurbitales, Cucurbitaceae.
AUGGAGGAAUUUCUUAGUUCCUACAACCUUGGCGCCACAAUAAAAAAUGCCAUUGCUCGAAGGAUUGCCUCGUUCGUCGUUCAAAUGGCGUGCAGAAAUGACAAUCUGACGUUCUACAUCGUUUCGGAAAUCGAUUACAUACAGAUGUUUUGGUUGGACCAGAGUGCGACUGCGGAGGAGGAGGAGGAGGAGACGAAAAUUUUUGACGACUUUUCGGGGAGGAGAGGGGCGCCGGAGACGGGGAUAGAGAGGUUGAAGAAGGAGCAAUUCGAUGGGUUUGGGGGAGAAGAUUUGGGGAAUUGUAGUGUGUGUUAUGAUGAGAUGAAGGACGGCGGGGAAGAAGUGAGCAGAAUGCCCUUGGGACAUGUGUAUCAUAAAUCUUGUGUUCUCACUUGGCUUCAAAGGAACAACUCAUGA